AUGCGUUUCUCCAUCACCGCUGUUCUGGCUUUCGCCGCCACUGCCCUUGCGCAGACUCCCGACUUCGAUCCCAUCUACACUCCCAAGUCUGGCGAGACCAUCAAGGCCGGCGCUCCUUUCACCGUCACUUGGACUGCUCCCCCCAAGUACGCUGAUGGCACCAUCAAGAUCGAGCUGAUCGGAGGCGCUACCCAGCCUACCCAGGUCAAGCUCGCCGAUAUUGCCUCCGGUGUCAAGAACAGUGCCAACACUUACACCUGGAACGUCGACGCUUCUCUCGGUGACAAGGCUGUCUACGGUCUUGUUUUCCGCCUUGAGAGCAACCCCAGCAUCUUCCAGUACUCCAACCCUUUCCACAUCAAGGGCUCCGACGGUGCUUCUGGUAGCGGCAGCGUCACCAAGACCACUUCUCACGGCGUCAAGACUGUUACUCUGUCCUCCACCAGCACUCCUGUCACCACGACCUCUGCUCCCGUCACCACCAAGCAUAGCACCAUUCAGCUCAACACCACUGUUCCCUGCAACACCACCACUCUGGUCAAGACCACUGCUGGCCCUACCGGCCCUGUCGUUAUCACCAGCACCGCCGUCGUCAACCCCAGCAACCCUGCCACCACUUCUCCCACCGGUGCUCCCGUUCCCACCGGUGCUGCCAGCGCUGUUCGCGUCGGCUCCCUCACCAUCAUGGGUGUUGUCGCUGCUGUUCUCGCCCUGUAG
This is a messenger RNA of Pochonia chlamydosporia 170, 717 nucleotides long. RefSeq names its product cell wall beta-glucan synthesis. NCBI's taxonomy places the organism in Eukaryota, Fungi, Ascomycota, Sordariomycetes, Hypocreales, Clavicipitaceae. The record is from RefSeq and is a predicted model, not a curated record. The transcript is spliced from 2 exons. The coding region runs from base 1 to 717 and encodes 238 amino acids.